AUGGCAGAGGCUCUACCUCCCCUACUCAGUACUCCUAUUUUACUGCUCGCCCUCACACUCGUCGCGCUUUCCGUUUUUUGUGCCAUCGCGUUUUCAGAAACCCCAUUUAGUUUGGCCCACAAGAAGACCAGUCUCACAAAGCUCAACUCCGACUGUGAACGCAUCUCUGUCACCAUCGAUAUCUAUAAUCGUGGACUGUCCACUGUAUAUGAUUUAAGUGCUGCUGAUGAUUCUUGGUCUUUGGAUGUCUUUGAUGUGGUGACCGGCAACACUUCAAAAUCAUGGAAAACAGUUGAUGGGGGUGCCCAUGUUUCCCACUCUUUUGAGUUGGAGCCCAAAGCAAAAAGUGUUUACCAUGGUGCUGCUGCUCUGAUAACAUUUCGUCUUCCUACUAAGUCCAAAAAACUGCCGGCAAAGCAUGGUUCCCAUAUUUUAGUGAUUCUCCUCGUGGGUUGUUUUGCACACAUCAUAGUUUCUCCAUCAAAAUCUAGCACUAGAAAUGUAAUCAAGAAAAGAAACUGA
Messenger RNA from Coffea eugenioides, 522 nucleotides. RefSeq names its product translocon-associated protein subunit beta-like. Gene Ontology annotation, cellular component: endoplasmic reticulum. Bases 1 to 522 code for a protein of 173 amino acids. Lineage: Eukaryota; Viridiplantae; Streptophyta; Magnoliopsida; Gentianales; Rubiaceae. The record is from RefSeq and is a predicted model, not a curated record. The transcript is spliced from 4 exons.